CAGGGGCAGAAUUAAUUCACACGCCGCCGCGGCUACCACAACUUCUCUCCUUUUGUGGAACACAAUGGCUCCGUGACCUUUAAGAAAGCUGCUUCCCACGAAAUUCCUAUUUAACCCUUCUCGCCAAGGUUGGGAGCGCAAUCCCGACUGUCCCACGCCACCAUUCGUCCUCUAAAUUUGCUUGCGGUGAACACGGAGCCGCAGGGUGCUUUACUUCCUCCUCCUGUUACCACACCGAAUACUCCAAUGACGCCAAGCAAAAAGCAAGCCGCGCACGAGUGCGUGUCCGAGGAGGCCCUGGUUCAUCUGAAGUCUUAUAAAUAUUCGAGCGUCGACAAGUCCCUGAUAUCGAAUUACAUCCUGAAACACUACUGGAAUGGCUUCGUACAGCUUCUGCCGUUAUGGCUGGCUCCGAAUAUGGUCACAUUGCUGGGAUUCUUUUUCAUCCUGUCGAAUGUGAUAUGUCUAGUGAUCUGGAUGCCGGAUCUAGUAGGACCAGGACCAUCUUGGCUUUACUACAGCUUCGCAUUUGGCCUGUGGAUGUAUUCGACUAUGGAUAACGUGGAUGGCAAACAGGCGCGAAGGACAGGAACAUCCAGCGGUCUAGGAGAACUUUUCGACCACGGUAUCGACUCUCUGAAUUGCACUUUGGCAAGCUUGUGCGAGACUGCAGCGAUGGGUUUGGGCACGUCAAGAGCGGGGAUAUUCACGGCCUUGAUUCCCUGCCUGCCUAUGUUCUUCUCGACGUGGGAGACGUACCAUACACAUACCCUUUAUCUGGGAGUCUUCAAUGGGCCUACCGAAGGCCUCAUUCUUGCCUGCACCCUAAUGAUCCUCUCAGGAUACUACGGACCCCAAAUAUGGACCCAGAAGAUUACAGAUCUCGUCGGACAUCACUAUUUCUUCGGAUACCACGAAUUCUUUGGCACAUACUCUGUACGAGAUCUCUGGGUGCCUAUCCUCCUUGUCUCAUUCUUUGUAGCACAUCUGCCUUUCUGUGUGCUCAAUGUAGUCAAGGCUCGAAAACGAGACAACCUCCCGGUCUUGCCAGUCUUCCUGGAAUGGACGCCAAUGACUGUUUAUACCUUGGCCAUUGGAAGCUGGCUUUACUCGCCUUACUCGACCUUGAUGGCUGAUAACCACCUGGUUCUCUUCUGUCUGACAAUGUCCUUUGUCUUCGGGAGAAUGACAACGAAAAUCAUUCUUGCCCAUCUGACUAGACAGCCAUUCCCAUACUGGACCGUCAUGCUGACACCUCUUGUUGGGGGCGCGAUUUUGGGCAAUUUACCUCGUAUUGGCCUCCCUCAGAUCAGCGCUGCUGCUGAGUUAUGGUACCUCCGAGGCUAUCUUGUUUUUGCAUUGAUCGUCUACUUCCGCUGGGCAUUCCUAGUCAUCAACAGUAUUUGCUCCUACUUGGGCAUCAACUGCUUGACGAUCCCACACAGCAAGCAAGUCGUGAACCAGGAGAAAGCCAAAACUGCUAAUGGCGGCGUCAAGACUGCUAAUGGUUAUGGAAACGAAAAGAGGGCGGAUUGAGGGGGUAGUGCUUGG
This is a messenger RNA of Hyaloscypha bicolor E, 1551 nucleotides long. Its product is annotated as sn-1,2-diacylglycerol cholinephosphotransferas-like protein. Gene Ontology annotation, molecular function: phosphotransferase activity, for other substituted phosphate groups. The transcript has 4 exons. Gene Ontology annotation, cellular component: membrane. The record is from RefSeq and is a predicted model, not a curated record. Gene Ontology annotation, biological process: phospholipid biosynthetic process. NCBI's taxonomy places the organism in Eukaryota, Fungi, Ascomycota, Leotiomycetes, Helotiales, Hyaloscyphaceae. Bases 247 to 1536 code for a protein of 429 amino acids.